AUGACUCGGCGCAUAGACAUUCCAUAUUUUCGAAGAGGAGCGGGGGCAGCGGGAAAACUUGAAGUUGGUCGCCAACUUUGUCUUGGCAUUUGGGGCAUAAACCUUACCAGCAAAGCCCAGCAUUACGCUCACUCAUACUUGGACCACUGCAACGAGCUGCGAAGCUUAUUUGAAGAGGAUGGGCUUUUGCGAGCUAAGAGAACCGAGAUUGUUGAACUCGUUGGGUUAGUGAAACAGUCCCAGCAUAAAACCGUCAAGGAGAUCGAAGAUGAAAUUCGCAAAGCACAGUUCUACUGGAUAGCUCCUCAGGCAGACGAUGAGUCGAUUCAAAAUGUACUAAAUUUCGCUAUUCGGCUUUGGCUGUUUCUCGAGCCUGACUUAUCUAACCAGGCAUUAACCUUGGCUGAAGUCGUUGAACGGUCUCUGCCCAGGAAAAGCCAGGCUGAAGGACAUACGAAGAAGCACAGAAAAUCCAAAACUGUGUCUAAAGCGAAGGCACCCAUUUUUCCUUUUGCACCAGAGAAGCUCUCCCGAGAGAAGGACCAAUCGCUCAUCUACCUUCCUGAGGAUUUCUCAGAGAAAAGCCUGACCAGGAAAGGUGCAAUCAAGCUUGAAUGGUCAAGUUACUUGUCCGACCAUCUUACUUUUAUGGGCAAAUCACGGUUACGGAUCUUUCGGCAUGCUUCCGCGAUUCAGGGACAUUCAACGCUUUUUGCAAGUCUUCCAUACCCUCCCGGCUUCCUACAAGAAACAGAACGUACCUUAGCGUUGCUUUUCGACCCUGUGGGAAACGAGACGUCAAAACGCACCCGCAGGAUUGAAAGAAAGAACCAUGUUGAUCUUGAAGCCGCAAUUCACUCGUUGAUUACUUCCGACGCCCGUCUCGAUCUACGAACGUACCCUUACUGGCAAGAACGUCUUCGUGAAAUAUGCAGGGUCUAUGAGGACGCUCAACCCAAGUCUCUCAGACAGUGGUGGUUCGACAGGCGUAAUAGGUUUAAUUGGGCUACGCUAUGGGCCGCGAUUGUUGUAUUCUGCUUGACCAUGAUUUUUGGGUUGAUCUCUUCCGUUACAGGCAUCAUGCAGGUUUACGCUUCGUUUCGGGCUUGA
This is a messenger RNA of Endocarpon pusillum Z07020, 1110 nucleotides long. RefSeq lists its product as uncharacterized. The coding region runs from base 1 to 1110 and encodes 369 amino acids. Lineage: Eukaryota; Fungi; Ascomycota; Eurotiomycetes; Verrucariales; Verrucariaceae. The record is from RefSeq and is a predicted model, not a curated record. The transcript is spliced from 2 exons.